Molecule: messenger RNA, 2434 nt
Organism: Megalobrama amblycephala (Wuchang bream)
Lineage: Eukaryota; Metazoa; Chordata; Actinopteri; Cypriniformes; Xenocyprididae
Gene: rad18
Product: RAD18 E3 ubiquitin protein ligase
Exons: 13
Coding region: 260-1654 (464 amino acids)
Biological process (GO): DNA damage tolerance; protein monoubiquitination
Cellular component (GO): Rad6-Rad18 complex; nucleus
Molecular function (GO): ubiquitin protein ligase activity; single-stranded DNA binding
Source: RefSeq, a predicted model, not a curated record
CAUUGAGUCCAGCGUCUCUUUUUGCCUCCAGCUAAGCCCCGCCCACCAGGAAACGUUGCAAUGUUUACAAACUUUUAAGGGGUCCAUAGAAAUACAGAUUUUGAACAACAUUAGGCAUCUCUAAUUCAAACCCUUAUAAGGACCCACAGGAAGUUGUGAUGCUGUCCUAAUGCUGCUACCAUGGUAACAGCUCCUGUAUGCUUGCUUGUGUAUUGUGCUAAUGCUGGGGCAAUCAGUCUGAAUUAGUGCAGUUUGGCAGAUGGCUCACUGUGCUGUAUCCACGUGCAAUCAACGGAUCGAUACAGCACCUCAUUACAGAACCCAAAGCAAGAGACAGAUCACACACCAGACAAAGGACAUAGACACUCUCCUCCGAUGUCCUAUCUGCUUUGAGUGUCUCAACAUCACCAUGAUGACCCAGUGUUCACACAACUUUUGUUCUCUGUGCAUACGGAAGUUUCUCUCCUAUAAGUUGUUGUGUCCUGUUUGUAAUAUGCCAUCAACAGAACAAGACCUGAGGAACAACAGAUUAUUAGAUGACUUAGUUCAGAGCUUCCAAGCAGCAAGGCAAAAGUUGUGUCAUUUAAAUUUUGAAUCACCCCCUAUUUCACCUCAAACCCCGGCUAUGAUGAUCAAAGGCAAAGCAGCAAGACAGAAGGGCCUCAAAAAGGAAGCAAACACCCUCAGUCAUUUUUUCCAAAAGAAGACCCCCAUGACUCCAAAAUCAGAACCUAUGGAGGUGUGUGUUCAACAGCCAGGCAGCUUCAAGGAAGAAAGUGUGGAAAAUACAAUUGGAAUGGUGAAAGAGGAGAAGAUGGAUAUUCCUUCCACAUCACAAAGCAUUAAGCCAGUGAUUAAAGUGGAAUGUCCUGUCUGUGGUGUGUGUGUGCCUGAACAGCACAUUAAUAAACAUCUGGAUAUGUGCUUGAGCCGAGAUGAUAAGAAAGAGGGAUUGAGAAGUGGUGGAAGGCGUAAGGCGAUGCCUAAGUUGUUGUAUACUUUGAUUACGGUUCCAAAGCUCAAGAAGAUGCUUAAAGAAUGCCACCUGUCCACUCAAGGCAGCAGAGAUCAGCUUGUGCGACGCCACCAGGAAUUCACCCACAUCUAUAAUGCACAGUGUGAUUCACUCAACCCCAAAUCAGCUGAAGAAAUUGCCAAAGAAGUUGAAAACAACGCGAGGUUAAAGAAUCAAUUGGACAGUAAACGAAAACCUGUAAUCGUCACUACAAAGAAUCAGACAACUGAAGAAAUUGAGGAGUUACACUCAAAGUACCGGAAGCAGCAUAGUAGCGAAUUUUCCCGUUUGAUUGCCCAGGUCAGAGGUCGUCUGGAGACGUCCAAGAGAGCACAGAUCAAACAAGAGGGGAAGUCAACAGAAGAGACAGACUCCAAAGGUGCGCCCAACAGCAUUCAGAACGCUCCCCAGCCUCUUGUUUCUGCACUGCUGAAGGUAAAGAGUGAAGAGAUGGAUGGGGUAAUUGAGCUUCCAUCAAGAUCAUCAAGCCCUACAAUCAGUGAAGUGUCAGUCAGCAGACACGGUGACCAAGUUCUCCUGUCCAGAAGUCCAGAGCAGCCUGGUACAGUGCGUGGUCUUCAUUCCCAUGGGAACACGUUUGAAGACCCAGUGAAGAAACGUUCCCAAUUCAUUAUGUAACCAAAAAGUAUCAGUUUCAAGGUUUUUUUUUUUUUUUUUUUUUUUUUUUUUUAAAGCUGAAUGUGUGGUCUAAAUAUCUGGACUAAAUUAAUUGAUUGCCAACAUGUUAUGUACAAUAGGUUUUUUUUUUUUUUUUUUUUUUUAAUCAUUUCUUCAUAUUCCAAUUAAACAACAAAAAUCAACUGAAUCAACAGAAAUGUUGUAUGUAAUUCAUCAAUUCAUUUGGAACUCAUUAUAUAAUGAAAAACUAAGAAUGUCUGUCUCUGUGGAGAAAUACCUGAAGAAAUUUGUUAGAAUUUCCAUUCAUACAUUGUAGUUGAUGCUGGACUCCCCAAAAGCAUGUGGUUUGAAAUCUGCCAUUUUUUUUUUUUUUUUUCUCCUGACUCUGAGUGGAUAAUUACUUUUGAGCUGGAAGAAAAGGAUGUCAGGAGCAAGAAUCCUUUGGCACAAAUAAGAUGCAAAUAAGUCUAUUUCUCUCUCUUUUUAUUUUAUUUAUUUUUUUUUAAUAAAGAAAACUACAAAAAAAAAUCUAAUAAUAAACAUUAUUAAAUAUUUGCUUUUUUGUAGAAUACCCAGAAUAUAUUUUUGAUCUCAACCUGACUAGCUGAAGAUGUUAGCUAUACUCAUUAAUAGACAAGGAACUUCCUUGAAAAAUUCCAGCACAGCUCUACAACCACCAUAAUGAAAUUAUCCUUCACAAUAGAUAAUGCUUUCCAAUGAACUCUGUUAGAAAGCUAUGGAAAUGUAUCUGUUCAAUAAAAUACUUUACCUAUUGAGUAA